Molecule: messenger RNA, 3633 nt
Organism: Grosmannia clavigera kw1407
Lineage: Eukaryota; Fungi; Ascomycota; Sordariomycetes; Ophiostomatales; Ophiostomataceae
Product: conserved leucine-rich repeat protein
Exons: 2
Coding region: 1-3633 (1210 amino acids)
Molecular function (GO): protein binding
Source: RefSeq, a predicted model, not a curated record
AUGGACGAUCGCCGCCAGAGCCUCAAACCGUCCGGCCUGCCACGGCCGUCUCGACUGCCCGUUGCCUCCACCCCAUCAUCCAUUUCGACCUCCCACUCAGCGCCCUCGUUUUCCGCAACCACGAACAGAGCCUUGCCUCUGCGGCAUACCCCAUCCAGAGGAUCUCUGUCAGGAGACGCCCUCGGUGGCCAGCUGCGCAACCCGAAGCUCCGAGCCGUUCCGUCGCGAGACCGCCUCAGCCCACAGCUAUCCUCAGGCUCGCCUGCCAACUCGGGUCUCCAACACCCAUCUCCCCGUACCCGUGCCGUGUCUGGACAGUAUGUCAAGGGGGCGAGAACACCGCCGGGCCCCAGCGCGCCGAACUCGCGGCCGACCACGGGUGACACAGCCAAAAAGCUGUUACCAAGACCGCUUACUCGACGUGCCUCCUCACAGCAACUGGCGAACACCCCUUCACCACCGACAUCACACUCCGUAAGCCCCGUGGACGACUUGUUUCUCGAUACCGUCAGCGAACAGAGUGUAGGCGAUGCAGGAGACUCGCUGCAUCCUCGACGGCUGCGUCCACGUCCAUCCCUGACCGAAAGAACGAUGGAGACGCUGUCCCAGAUCCCCAACUCGCCCGCCGUCAAGGGGAAGAGCUUUGGCUUUUACGACGAUGCCGGACGUCUGGCACAACGCCGCCGCGGCAGCUCAGCCGGGAGUACCUCUCGGCCGGGCUCUAGCUUUCAGUCCGAUGGGUCUUCUUCCCGCCCACAAAGCCGGCCAGGUUCGAGUUUGCGGCAGGAUGACACCAGCACCCCGAAUCCCUACACCGCGGUCAACGCGUUCCGAUCUGCCACCUCGUCCUUUGUUCCUAUUGAUGAACUGUCGAACCCAAGUCGCAUCGCCAGCCCACGCACCCUGAGAGCACCGCCUUCCCGAACCUCGCUGAACGCGGCCUUCCGGGCGGCGCCGAGAAAACAGACGGACCUCACGUCACCACCCAGUGACUUCCGCGCGAUCAGCCCAGAAAAGUCGCCUGUUGCUUCGCCUGUGCCGGGGAGGUUUGGUUCUAAGACGAUCGCAGCUCGACCUCUUAUAUCCCGCCCGUCCAUCAGCCGUCUGUACAGGAAACCGUCCAUGUCCAGCCUAGAGUCAUCGGUGGCUUCGCCUGCCCCUGUGAAGAAGAGCGUAAUUCCACCUCGCGCCUCGUCCACGUCCCGCGAAGGAGCCAAGCCGUCUAGGUCCCGCGACUCAGACUCAGCAGACUCAGCACAGGCUGCAGCCGACAACAGUCGGAAGUCAUCUGCGGCUCUGCGGGAGCAGAUUGCAAAAGCCAAGGCAGCGAGGCGGGCUGCGGCACAGCCGGUGAUAGAGGAGAGCCCGGUAUCGACUGCUGCGUCCGAUCCAACAGCAACAACCGUAUCUACAUCGGCGACCAGCUUGAGCGAGGCCGGCGAGGCGCCGGUGAUUCCGACAGACAGCACGUUCGACUUUGGCCUGAGCACAGAUCCUUUCGGUCAGGGCCGGACCAAACAAGCACACACAAAGGUCAUACAAGCCCGUGUUGAUGCGGCCCGCACGAGCGGCCGGCUGAAUAUUGCGGCCAUGGGUCUGCGAGAGAUUCCGAAGGAGGUCAUGGACAUGUACAAGUCGAAUUCGGGCGGCUCGUGGGCGGAGAACGUGGAUUUGACACGGUUUGUGGCGGCGGACAAUGAGAUCGAAAUGAUCGAGGACUCGGUGUUCCCCGACGUCGAUGUACAGGAGCUGGCCGACAACGAGGAGGGCUAUUUCAAUAUCUUUGGUGGGCUCGAGACUCUGGAUCUGCACGGCAACAUGCUGAUCUGUCUGCCCAUGGGACUGCGGAGGCUGCAGAUGUUGACGUCUUUAAACUUGUCCCAAAACCGGAUCACAAACAAUGCAUUCGAAGUGAUCUCGCAGAUCACGUCACUACGCGACCUGAAACUUGGUGGAAACCUGUUCUACGGGCCGUUGGACCCCUGUUUUGCGAAACUGGAGAACCUGGAGAGUGCAGACCUGCACGGCAACAACAUCUCUGUGCUUCCGGUGACUGUCGGCAACAUGGCCAAGCUCCGGAUCCUCAACAUUAGCGAGAACAACUUCGAGAGCCUGGUGUUCGAGCCGCUGUCGAAGCUGCCGCUUACCGAGCUGAUUGUGCGGAAGAACAAGCUGAGCGGGGUACUGAUCGAAGACGCGGUCUCGAGCUUGCCACAUCUCCAGGUGCUAGAUGUGUCGUCUAAUCAGAUUACGCACAUUGUGUCAGGGUCCCGGACAGACAGUCUGGAGAUGCCAAAGCUGCACAAUCUCUGCGUCUCGAUGAACCGGCUGCAGGUAUUACCAGAUGUCAGCAAGUGGAGCAGCCUGGUGACUUUGGCGGCCGACGAGAACAACAUCAGCAGCGUGCCGAGCGGCUUCGAGACGCUCCCCAGCCUGCGCCAUGCCGACUUCUCCAGCAACGACAUCCGGGUGAUCCCGUCAGAGAUUGGACGUAUGGAGAGCCUGGCGCAGCUGCGUCUCGGCGGCAAUCCGCUGCGGGACAAGAAGUUUUGCACAGCGACAACAGACGAGAUCAAGAGCGUGCUGGCCGGCCGUCUCGAGCCGGAACCAGAAGCAGAUGGAAAACAGAUGGCCGGCAAGGGACUGGAUCUGACCGCGGAUGAGCUGCAGGACGAGCUUCGAGACGCGGUGACGGAGCUGUCCGUAAAGACGUCGUCCCAGAGCCGACGACGAAGCAGCAACGUGGGCCCAGGUAUGGACGACAACAUGAGCGAAGGACGGUCGGAGGACGUGUUUGCGACGCCGCCGACGUCGGCUCCCCACACGCCAGCGCGGUCACGGUCUCAUACGAUAUCGAACCAGCUGUGGCCGGUCAAGGUGGGCGGCAUACUGGACCGGUCGGAGACGGGGUCGGCAGCGCUGAAUCCGCUGGUGGCAUCACGGGUGGCGCAGGAGCACCAGGUGCGAGAAAUGCACCUGCAGCGCAACAUGUUCACAGCGCUUCCGGACUCGUUGUCGUUUUUUGCGGAGACGCUGGCGGUGCUGUCGCUGGCACGCAACGCGCUGUCGGGCGAGUCGUACCUGGGCGAUGGGGGUGCGAGCGAGGGACUGGACCUACCGGUGCUGCGAGAGCUGAACCUGUCGUCGAACCACAUUACGGGGCUGAUGCCGCUGGUGCGACAGCUGCGGGCGCCGUCGCUGCGAAAACUGGAUGUGAGCGUGAACCGGGUGGCGAUGCUUCCGGCAGGCGGCCAAUUGCGGGCAGCCUUUCCGGAGCUGUCGGUAUUGCUGGCGAGCGACAACCGGCUGUCGGAGCUGGAUCCGGAGAGCAUUCGGGGCCUGCGCAUCGUCGACGUGACCAACAAUGACAUUGAGCAUCUCAAUCCGCGGCUCGGUCUCCUGGGUGGUGUUGGCGGGCUGGAGCGGCUCGACGUGCUCGGUAACCGGUUUCGUGUGCCGCGUUUCAAUGUGCUCGAGCGUGGCACCGAGGCAACUCUUCGCUGGCUGCGCGGCCGUGUUCCCGUGGCUGAGAUGGGCAUCUGGCGUGAGGCCAACCGGAGUAGUACGACCGGUGGUGGUGGCGGUGGCAGCAGCGGCAGCGUUGUCGAAGUCGUCGACGAUGAAGUGGAUUGA